CUGUCUUGUAGUAUAACGUCUAUGCCAAAAGCUCCCAAACAAAUUUCACUUUCCUACGCGACCCGCGGGUGUACCGACUACCGAAACCCGAAAGCUCGUUUGCCUCCAGUGGCAGUGCGUUUUCCGGUUGUCAAAUUCCAGUUGAGAUUCCAGAGGCGCGAUAAACAAUUUGCUUUCCCACAGUUUCGCUUCGGUUUUUGAAUGUCAGACGGCGCGGCGUUGUACGAUUAAGUUUUACCGAUUUACGCUCAUCACCAUGAUUGUUUGGUAUAUGAAAACCAAUAUUCUGCGUUCGCUGUAAAUUAUAAACACUACGUGACGUGACAUUUUGUGAAACCAGUACACGAGGUUGAGUUUGAUAAUAUCUAGUCUAGUAUUAUAAUAUGCAAGACUUUACAAAUGACUCUAGCAGCCAGCGAGGUACGGUAUCGCUGGCUUAUCUUCGUCUGUCACAGAGAAUACAAAAAUUUCUUGACGAUAUUACACCUUAUCGAACACCCAGAUGGGUCGCUGCACUAGGAAUUAUUGUUUUAUUUAUGUUAAGAAUAGUAUUGUGUCAGGGAUGGUAUAUUGUUACGUAUGCACUGGGUAUAUACCACUUAAAUUUGUUCAUUGCAUUCCUUACUCCAAAGAUUGAUCCAGCUAUGGAAGAAUUUGACGAUGACUCGGGUCCAUCCUUACCAACGCAUGCAAAUGAAGAGUUCCGGCCAUUUAUUCGUCGGCUACCAGAAUUCAAAUUUUGGUACUCGAUAAUGAAGUCGACGAUAAUAUCUAUAAUUGCGACAUUUUUUCAAUUCACCGACGUUCCUGUAUUCUGGCCCAUAUUAGUUUUGUACUUCAUCGUUCUGUUUUGCAUAACUAUGAAACGUCAAAUAAUGCAUAUGAUUCGAUACAGAUACUUGCCAUUCACCCACAGUAAACCCAAGUAUCAAGGUCAUGAUGAUAGUGGAAAGGUGAUUAGAGCUAAAUGAUUUUUAAAUGAUACCACUUCUGCCAGAAUCGUUGGUACCGGUUAUCAACCAAACUGUAUCAUAAUCAGAUUUGUUUGAUAUUACAAUGUUUAUUUAUUAUUUUUGUUUUUUAUUGUAUCCAAAAAUAUUAUAUUAUUAAUCAUUUUGAAUUAAAGCUAAAGUAUGGUUUAUUUUAUUUUAAAACAUAGCUUUUAUAUAUGUUUAUAUAUAUAAAUUAAAGAGCACAAAUAUUAUUUGUUCAACCGAUUUAGUAGAAAUAAUAGUGUAAAUCGUAUGAUUGUAGAUGUUUAAAACUUAUACUUGUCUUUUUUUUACACUUUAUUUGUAAUAAUUGUAUAGAUUAUAAAAAUUAAACCGAUUUCACAUUUGACUAUGAUAUUAACUGUUAACAUAAAAACAGAUGUGUGUACAAAAUAUGCUUUCUGUGAUACAAAAUCAUGAUUCUUGGGAUGCUAUAGUAAAAGAUUUAAUAUAUGAAUUAGGAUAUUAGGGACAGAGGUCUCUUAAAGAUCUUAAGGUGUAGUAAAUAAGUAGAAAAAUAAAUCACACUCUUUGGAGAUUUCAAAACGCA
Messenger RNA from Adelges cooleyi (spruce gall adelgid), 1542 nucleotides. RefSeq names its product protein RER1. Gene Ontology annotation, cellular component: Golgi membrane. Gene Ontology annotation, biological process: protein retention in ER lumen; retrograde vesicle-mediated transport, Golgi to endoplasmic reticulum. The transcript has 7 exons. The coding region runs from base 384 to 971 and encodes 195 amino acids. The record is from RefSeq and is a predicted model, not a curated record. Lineage: Eukaryota; Metazoa; Arthropoda; Insecta; Hemiptera; Adelgidae.